AUGACUAUACAAAAACAACAAGAAGAAAAUGUUGCAAUACUCGCUAAUACAAAUAAAGAAGAUAGUCCCAUUUAUAUGGAAAUUAAUAAUGUUAUGAAUGAAAUAGAAAAAUUUCGUGAAAGAUUGCAUGAACUAAGUAGAAUUCAACAACAACAACGAUAUGAAUCAUUAUCAGAUGAUUCGGAUAACACUAAUAGUGAAGGAGAAGAAAAGCAACUUGAAACAAAUGAAAAUAUGAUGAAAGCUGUUCAAAAUCAACUUGCAAUAAUUCGUCAACAUAUCGGAAAUGUAUUGGACAAUUGCGAAAUGUUGGAUGAAAAUCUUCUCACCGUUAUUAUGACUUAUAAUGAGGAAGUUAAUAUCGCAUUACAAGAAGCAUUUGAAGAAAUACCAAGUCUUUAUAGUCAUAACCAUCCAAAUUUUAAUAAUAUUUUUCAAUUAAUAAGUGAUAUUGAACAAUGUCAAGAACUUUUACAUAAUUAUACAAAAUUAAAAGGUUUAUUAAAAGAUGGAAACGGUUGUCGUAAAGAAUUUAAUUCAGAAUUAAGAUUAAUGGAAGUUAAAGAACUUUUAAUUCAAUAUGAAUGUAAAACUCAAAUUCUUGAAGGUGAUGUAUUACAACGACUUAUAAUUGAAACCAUUUUAGAUCAUUGCGAUAUUUAUUUUAAUGGAACAUUUCAAAAUUCUGAAAUAAAAACUAAACGUGAAAGUAUUUUGGGAUUAACUAAAUUUACUGAUUUCUCGAAACCUUUAUCAAAAAUGAAUCCAGAAGUUUAUUCCGUACUCGGUUCUAAAGGUUAUGAUGGAUUUGAUCAUCCAUUUAUUGAAUUUGUAGCGGAAAAGAUUGUAGCCAUCAUGAAUCAAUAUUGUAUUAUCGAAUCUUUAGAAAAGAAGGAUCAAAUUAAAGAAUUAUCUUCGGAAAUAGUUUAUAGUAUUAUAAAUAUUUUUUAUUUUAGGAUGCAAGCUCAAGAACAACCUUCACAAUUUAGAUGGAUUGAAAAUGGGAAAAAGAUUGAUUCAGAAACUAUGAAAUGUACUUGGGAUAAUCAUAAUAAAUAUGAUGAUCCAUUAGUUGACAUUUGUUAUUUUCCAUUAAUUGGAAGGAAAUUGAUUAAUGAGGAUUUAUUAAAAGUUUAUUCGAAAGCAAAAGUUUAUCCUUAUCGUCGUCCCGAAAAUUUAAAUUCAUCCGAUAAUUUACCUGUAAAUUUACCAGAAUAA
Messenger RNA from Diversispora eburnea, 1218 nucleotides. The record is from the annotation of a GenBank genome assembly. NCBI's taxonomy places the organism in Eukaryota, Fungi, Glomeromycota, Glomeromycetes, Diversisporales, Diversisporaceae.